ACAGGCAAGACAACAGCUCAGCUCAGAGUCACUGCUGCCAACACAGAAGAAGACAUGGUGUCAAUCAAAACUGCGCUGACGGUGAUCACACUCCUUACCAUCUGUCUGCUGGCAACAGACACGUCUGCAUUGAAUCCUGAAUGCUGCCGAAGAUACAUGUUAACCAAAAUACCAUUUACUGCAAUCAGGGGGUACUCAGUCCAGACUCACAAGGAGCUGUGUUCUCUCAAUGCCAUCAUUUUCCACACUAGGAAGGGUAAAGCAUGCACCAAUCCUGCUUUGAACUGGGUAAUGGACUAUGUCGACCGUCUGAGGAAUAGAGCACAAAUGGUUCACAUGAAGACCUCAAAAGCAUAGGAGUAGACCUCAAAGAUGAAGAAGUUAUUCUGCGGAGCCCGACUACUGCCAACAAACUCUUGUUUCACAGUUUUAUAAUUCAAUGAACUCCUGUUCAACAAAACUGCUUAUAAUUAAAAAAAUGCGUUGAUACGUUAUAUAAGUUUGUAUAAUAUUAUUUUAAUAUUAUUUGUGCACGGAAGAUUUUGUAUAUGUACAUG
Xiphias gladius (swordfish) is the source of this 557-nucleotide messenger RNA. RefSeq names its product chemokine (C-C motif) ligand 20a, duplicate 3 (gene ccl20a.3). Gene Ontology annotation, cellular component: extracellular region. The record is from RefSeq and is a predicted model, not a curated record. The coding region runs from base 55 to 357 and encodes 100 amino acids. The transcript has 4 exons. Gene Ontology annotation, molecular function: chemokine activity; CCR chemokine receptor binding. Lineage: Eukaryota; Metazoa; Chordata; Actinopteri; Istiophoriformes; Xiphiidae. Gene Ontology annotation, biological process: positive regulation of GTPase activity; cellular response to interleukin-1; lymphocyte chemotaxis.